GAGAAUUUAUUAUUGAUUGAAGCUUUAUAUAUGUAAUUAUAGAGUUUAUUCACUGAUUCGUUUCGAUUUUAAUUCGAAAGUAGGGUGAAAUUUUAUGCUAUUUGUUGAAUAUGUAAAAAGUGUUUUUGAAACUAUUUUGCGUUGUUUAUGGUAUAUUGAAAAUUAGUGUAAAAGCGUUUAGUUGGUUACUAUUGCAUAAUAGAUGUUAUAUUUUCCAAAUAAUAGAUCUUAGAAUUGUUAUUCGUAAUGUGCUUUAAAGUUUUUUUUUUCGGUUGUGAAUGGUGUUUUAGUUUUCUUACUGUUAUUUUUUAAAUAAUAAAUAACACAAUUUUCUUUAAUCUUAAAUUUGAAAUAUAAAGAAAGAAAAAGAAAAUAAAUUGAAAGCAUUCGGAUUUUGUUAAUCCUUAAGUCAUGGCUUACUUAGCAAAAGCUAAAAAAAUUGACUUAUUAGAAGUGUGUGAAGAAAUUGGCGUGGAUGCUGACUCUUCUAGUAAAGUAGUGGAAAUUAAGAAUUUAAUUUUGAACAGCCCGGCUUAUAAGGAAGAUGAAGUAAAGAUUAUUCUAGAUAGAAUUAUUGAGGACAGAAAACAAGAAGAGAAAACUCAACAAGAUGAGAUAGAUAGACAAGAAAGAAUUAGACAAGAAGAGAGAGAAGAUAGAUUGGCGAGUGAAGCCCAAUUACAUGAACUGGAAGUAAAAAAAUUAGAACUGGUGAAUAAGGAUCCUGUUCAAAAUAGUGAUUCAGAAAAUAAAGUUGAAUAUUCUCAUCGAAUUCCUCUUACUCAGAUUACGCCCAAAUUUGAUGAAAAGCACGAUGAAAUGGGACUCUACCUUAUAAAUUUUGAGAGAAGAGCAGAGAUGGCUCAGGUACCAAAGAAGGAUUGGGUUGCUUAUAUGUUAGCGGUUUUACCUGGGGAAUUAUCUAACAGGCUGGCAAGAGAAAAACCUGACGAUGCUAUUAACUAUGACUUUGUAAAAGAUCUUAUCUUGAAAAGUUAUAAACUGAAUAGUGAAAAAUUGAAGCAAUGUUUUUAUAGACAUCAAAAAUCCCAGGACAAAUCUUGGAGAAAUUAUUCACAAGAACUGUCUAGUUAUUUUACCCAGUGGAUUACUGAAUUGAAAAUUGAGAACCUGCAGCAGCUUAAAGAUCUGAUAAUAACGGAGCAAUUGAAGUUUCGAGUACCUGUGGAGAUAAGAGAACAUUACUUAGAAGAUUGGCUGAAAUUUAUCACUCCAUUUGAAUUAGCUGAAAAGUUGGACAACUUUGAAAGUAUUAGAGAGAGUUUUAAAAAGAAAGAUUUUCCCAAAAGGAAUUUUUCUAAUAUUAGAAACCAAAAUUGGAACUCUAAGUUUAAUGAGAAUAAAAAAGAAUUCAAGCCGAAAUUGUUGACAAAAUCGGAAAUAUCUCAAGAAAAACUAAGAGAUAGAGAAUUUGAAAAGGGAAAACCCCUUCGUUGCUAUGAAUGUGGCUCUAGCAAUCAUCUUAGACCUCAAUGUGAUAAGUUAAAGAAAACUCAAGAAUCUAUUUCGCAUGUUGUAGCUGACAAAAGUAUUGAUGAACUGAUGUCACGUUACAUUAGUGUAGAUAAAGUAAAUGGAGUUGAGAUGAAAAUUUUGAGAGAUACUGGUGCAACUCUAGAUCUAAUUUGCAACAAGUAUGUGAAACCACAUAUGUAUACAAAUGAAAAGGUUUGGUUAAGAACACCUUUGGAAGAAACUUUGACAUGUUUGCCUCUUGUAGAAGUUGAGUUGGAGUGUGAGAUGUGACACAUAAUCACUAAAGCUGCAGUCUUAAGAGAUUCCUUAGAUCAAGGUAGAUAUCUGCUUGGAAACAAAACUGCUAUGCUGUUUGAAGAG
Messenger RNA from Parasteatoda tepidariorum (common house spider), 1857 nucleotides. RefSeq lists its product as uncharacterized. Gene Ontology annotation, biological process: DNA integration. Lineage: Eukaryota; Metazoa; Arthropoda; Arachnida; Araneae; Theridiidae. The record is from RefSeq and is a predicted model, not a curated record. Gene Ontology annotation, molecular function: nucleic acid binding; zinc ion binding.